AUGGAGGACUCCGAAGAUGAACGGGCUUCAUCCACGGUAUCCGAUGCCCUCGCCAAGAUAAGACUGGAUGAAGAGGCCGAAGAGGAGGGCAAGCGGGCAAGAGUCCAACUCACUCUGGAACUGGGCUACCGAUAUCUAUGGGUCGAUCAGUAUUGCAUCAACCAGCUGGAUGCAGUCCACAAGCAGGCCCAGAUAGAGCUCAUGGGCCGCAUCUAUUCCGAAUCACAGCUCGUUAUCAUUGCAGCAGCCGGCGAUUCCUCCAGUCAUGGACUACCGGGAGUUGGUCGAAAAUCUCGAAGACCGCAGCGAAGAGUUGUAGUAGAUGGCAGCUUGGAGCUGAUCGAGCAACCUGAUGCUCAACGCGAUCUGGACAGCAGCAUAUGGGCAUCUAGAGGCUGGACUCUCCAGGAGGGCUACUUGGCACCACGAAGACUCGUCUUCACCGAAAACGAAGUCUUCUACCUCUUCAUCCCCGUCUUAGCUUUCUUGAGCACGCUUGUCGCUGCUGUACCGACCGCUGCAGCGGACGGUCGCGGGGCCACCAUCUUCACCGACAAAAACUUCAACGGCCGGUCAACCGCCAUUCCCGCCAACGACUUCUGCACCGAUAUGAACAACAUCUUUGGCAACUUCGAUGGCAAGAUCCGCAGCGUCACCGUCGAGAAGGGCUACCACUGCAAGUUCUACACUGGCCACGACUGUCCUGCCAACGGCCAGAAGAUGGAAUGCGGCAGCAAGGACCAGGCGUCGGUGUUUGGAGAUCUGGGCACGUUCGACUACAAGAUUCAUAGCGCGUACUGCACGAAGUUAUAG
Molecule: messenger RNA, 813 nt
Organism: Alternaria hordeiaustralica
Lineage: Eukaryota; Fungi; Ascomycota; Dothideomycetes; Pleosporales; Pleosporaceae
Exons: 6
Coding region: 1-813 (270 amino acids)
Source: RefSeq, a predicted model, not a curated record